This is a messenger RNA of Spirodela intermedia, 2643 nucleotides long. The record is from the annotation of a GenBank genome assembly. Lineage: Eukaryota; Viridiplantae; Streptophyta; Magnoliopsida; Alismatales; Araceae.
AUGCAAGGUGGAAGUGAGAAUUUUCAUCGCCGGCCUGUUCCAUCAUCACAUUUCUACCAAGCAAUUUAUGCAGAAGUGAGAAUUUUGCAAAUUUUCCUAUCCUGAGUAUUUUUUUCAUUUGAACUUUGAAAUUUGAUGGUCAGAGUUUUUUUAAUCCGAAACACGAACGACUUCUUAUCACCCGGCUGUUUGGAUAUCUCAGUUGUGUUUCAACCUUCCCUUUACUUUCUUGGUGAUUGUCUGACGCAGAUAGAGGAGAUUGGAUGGGAGCACUUGCUGCGCCUAGAAGAAGAUCUCUCAACUAUCUGCUUCCGAGUUCGGUAAAGAUUCUCUUUAUGCAGGGGAUAUUCUCUCUUCCCUGCUAUUUCAUGUUUAACCGGGAAUGGAUAAUCUUUGACCACUCUAUAAAGCAGAACACUUCAAAAAGCCUCAGAGAAAUGGAAGAGUUGAGCUCAGUGUUUUUGUAAAUCUUCAAUUCCUUAUAUUUGAAGAAAACAACUCCACCAAAAGAAAUCCAAACCUAUUCAGAGAAAGUGUCACCUUUCAGGGUGGACUGGUUCAUUCCUUGAAUAGUCAGAAGGAGCAUGUUUUUAAGUUUUAGGGCAGUUAUUGAUCUUGAACAUGGGAUUCCUAUUUUAGUGUUAUUCUCUCUCAUUAUAUAUUAAAUGUCAUUAUGUAGUUCAUUUAUCAGAAAGGUCUUAGGUGAGACUUGUCUUCCUUGGUGUCAACAACUUGGGUCUAAAACAUUUUAUUCAUUUUUUAAAAAUUUAAUUCUGGUAUUUUCCUGCAUGCUCCGUUGUUGGAUUGAAGCUUUCUUGGGGAAUAAUUGUGCUUGAGUUUUCGCACAUCUGCAAUCGAUUAUGCUAACCUGAUUGUAUCUUGAAGAAGUUGUUCUAUUGACGCCAAAAAGGUGGACUAUUUUUUAUUAUUUAUUCUUUUAACAUAUUUGCCAUAGCCAUGUAAAUGGUUGUCUACAUGAAGAAGAAUCCGAUUAUUUUGUCGGGUGUUAAGACUAUUAUCCGGUCGUUUUUGCUAUUAGAGACAAGAAAGAACGGGUUCAUGCUGUAGAGAUGAUUCUGCCUCGAGAUUAUCCCCAAUCAGCACCUUCAGUUGCAGCGGUCAGCUCAUUUUCUGUGCUGCUAUUUUUUUAUGAACUCUCCAGUACUAUGCUUUUGGCAUCCUAAAGAUUAUCUGAAGUCUGUGGAGUCUGUCAAGUCUACUAUUUUACAUCCUGAGAACAACCAGAACGUUCUAAAAUCCUGGCUAUUGUUUAUUCUUAGGAUGUGCCUUACGCAUGUGAGCCCCAGUGGCCGAAAGGGUCGAGGUUAAAAGAUGCUAUGAAGCAGUUUCUUGAGGUAUUCUGGGUGCUCCUGGUUUGUUCUUCCCACUCACGGCCAGCUCAAGAUUCAGGCUUCUUACUUAGAUUUCCAUGGCCAGCACUUGGAGGAUCUACAAGGAUUUUGGUCCGUCUUGGAGGAGGUUGACCGGGAUCUCUGGGUUCUGGAGCCUAGACAGGAAUCCCACGCUGCCUCAUUCCGGCAGAUAUGCCUCGGUGAGACCCGCUGACUGGUUCCUAUGGUCGUGUUAUUCAUCUGAUUCAUGCGAUGUGUCAUUGACUUAGGUGAUGGGUGCCAGAUUUUACUAUACAUUGAUGCUAAGAACCCGAGGUCAAAGCCCGAGUGAGAAUCGCUCCUUGAUGAACUUAGAACCUGCUCGCCAUUCUUCCCACUGAUCGUCGUCUCGAGUUAUUUCAGAUGCCGUUUCCUUGGCCCGGACUGGCUGACAGACGAUCUAAGGAAGAGCUGGAAGAAGAACAGCCGAAGAUGGUAACCUCAAUUUCCUGGGGAUCGAAUUAUUUUUUUUAAUAGCCCGUAGAUUCAUGGCAUAGAAUCCCCCUACAUUUUUUCAUUCCAUAAGAUCGAUUUAAAUAACGUCUCAGAGCGAUCCUCCUAGAAACCAUGAGAUCUACUGCUAGUUUCUUCUGAUUUUCCCAGAAUGGUGAUGUGAAUUAUAUCUUGUUUGAUAUAAUGCCAGGGCGAAUGAUAAGCCAUUUGUAGAAAAUCUUGGGGCCCUCCUUGGAAUGGAGCUACCCGGGCCCCCCGGUGCUCCCUCAACGGACUGCGAGCAAGAUGAAUGCGGGAUCUGCUAUGUUCAUUUCCUCCCAUCCGGUAAGUUGUUAUCAUUUAUUUACUCUCUCUCUCUCUCUCUCUCUCUCUUUCUGUGAGAUGGAUGGAUAAGAAGGACCGGGGUCAGUCUGGGCAGGGUGCAGAGUUUUCAUGGCUUUUUUCACCGGGCUAGGGCCCGGCCCGGUUGAAUAAAUGAUAUGAGUAAACAUGACUGAAGUCAGUUUAUUGUCAAUGAAGAUGGUACGUUGGGAACUUCGACUGGAACGGCUGUGGACUACACUUGCGAGAAUCCCAGCUGCAGGAAGAGCUUCCACGUCGUGUGCCUCAGGGAUUGGCUGCGCUCGAUCACCACCACGAGGCAGUGAGUUUCCUAGUAUUCCUCGCCUGCGAUUUCUGCCGUCUUUUCCUCGGAUCACAGCGUUGACCAACUUCUGCUCUCAGGUCCUUCGAUGUUUUAUUUGGAAAGUGCCCAUACUGUUCCGAGCCUGUGGCAGUUAAACUUCAUGAUGUCGGGUGA